AUGACCCUAUAUAAUAGCGGUUCUAAUCUGGCUGAGGAGAGCAUCGGGUCAAUAAGACAUGUACUGCAUUCGGUAUUCGGUAUCCAGAAUGCUCUUGCGGAUAAAUAUCUGGGAUUUUCAAGGCAGGGAGAAAAGCCUAGUAUCAAAGCAAGACUGGCUAUAUCUUUCAUGAUUUCUUUCAUGAAUGGCCUGCCUUUCCUCUCUUACGGUCUCUGCUUCUGGCAAAGCGGCAGGUAUAUUAUAUCAGGGCAUAUGGGUCCGGGGGCUGCUGUAACUGCUACAAUGGCCAUUGUUAUUGGAGAUUUCUCAAUAGGAAGGGUUGCACCAAGUCUCCAGUCUUUCAUAGCUAGCACAGCAAGCGCUAGUAUGAUCAUUUGUUCCAUGAAACGCGCAUCCCCUGAGGACCCCUUAUCGACGGAGGGUGGAAGACCUGAGGGAAUAAAGGGUGAAGUCUCCUUUAAUGACGUUAGCCUAAUUUACCCAUCAAGACAAGAUGUUACUGUCCUUAAACGUGUCUGCCUAACGAUGCCGGCAGGAAAAACAACGGCAAUUGUGGGACCAACUGGGUCCGGAAAGAGCAGUAUUGUUGGCCUGGUCGAGCGCUUUUAUAGGCCAACUGGGGGCCAUAUCACGCUUGAUGGACACAAUAUUCAAUAUCUCAACUUACGGUGGCUGCGCAGCCAACUAGCCUACGUAGGCCAAGAGCCAAUCUUAUUUAAUACCACUAUUCAGGAGAAUAUUGGUCAUGGAUUGGCUUACCUUGACGAUGCCACUCGCUCGUCCAGGGAUCUCAAAGCCGCAGUUAUUGAUGCUGCGAAGGAUGCAAACGCACAUGAUUUCAUCAUGGCACUGCCCGAAGGCUACGAAACUGUGGUUGGCGAAAAGGGUCUGCAGUUAUCUGGAGGGCAACGGCAGCGAAUUGCUAUUGCUCGAGCCUUGAUUCGUGAUCCGACCGUACUCAUACUUGACGAAGCUACUUCCGCCCUCGAUAGCCGAGCUGAAAAACUAGUGCAAAAGGCAUUGACAAAGGCCGCCAAGGGCAGAACUACUAUAGUCAUUGCCCAUCGACUAUCGACUAUACGCUCGGCAGACAAUAUCGCUGUCUUGUCUGGGGGUGAGAUUGUGGAGCAGGGGGAUCACGAUAGUCUGAUGGCGAACCAAGGGCUGUAUGCGAACCUUGUCAACGGACAACAACUGACAGAAGAGAAGACAGACGAAGAUGACGAUGCUCUAAUUGAAAAUGCGAGCAUUUCUUCGUGGUUUGUGGACGAGAAAUCCACUGCCAAAGAACUGCCAGAGAUUGUUGUAGAGAAGAUCGAUUCAAAAAAGCUCGACAAACGACUAUCCUUCAGGGACCUUCUUCAUCUGAUGGAUAAGCUAAACCGGCCAGAGCGUAUGCUGAUCCUUUUGGGUCUCAUCAGCUGUGUAUUCGCGGGACUAGGAACUCCAGUACAGGCCAUCUUCUUUGCAAAGCUCAUCGAGGCCGUAUCCGUUCCAGCGUCUCAAUACAAUAAGCUUCGCUCCGAAACCAGCUUCUGGGCCUUGAUGUAUCUGAUGCUUGGUAUCGUUGCUAUCAUAUCGUGGUUUGGCCAAGGUGCUUGCUUUGCCUUCUCUUCAGAACGUCUCAUCCGUAGAGCGAAGGACACAGCUUUCCGCUCCAUUCUGCGCCAAGAAGUCUCCUUCUUUGACGAGAGGUCAACAGGAGACCUAACCACAAUACUGUCCCAGGACACCACUCAUCUAGGUGGGCUGGACGGAGCUGUACUAGGCUCCAUGAUAACUUUCAGGGUGACCAUCGUCGGCGGGCUCGCGCUCUCGGUUGCAAUUGGCUGGAAGCUGGGUCUCGUGUGUGCCGCAUUGAUACCCAUUACGGUUGGAAGUGGCUAUAUCCGAUUGAUAAUUCUUAGUUUGUUUGACCGUAAAGUACGACAGACUCAAGCCAAGUCUGCAGCUUACGCCAAUGAAGCUGUUAGAGCAAUUCGUACUGUCGCAAGUCUGGGCCUUGAGAAUGAGGUGCUACAGCGUUACCGUGCUAUCCUGGAGCGUGAUGCGGCGGCAUCGCUCCGCUCAAUCUUGCAAGCUUCGGUGCUGUUCGCCCUAUCUCAGUCUCUGCUUAUGCCAACGGGAGCUUUGGUUUUCUGGUAUAGCAGUACGCUCCUGGCAACCGGAGAGUAUACGUUAACACAGUGCUUCAUCUGCUUUUCUGCACUUGUCACCGGCGCCCAGACAGCUGGUGCCGUAUUCAACUUUGCCCCUGAUAUGAGCAAAGCUAUGCAAGCAGGACGGCAGCUUCGUAACUUGUUUGAGCGUAUACCCCCAAUUGACAGCUAUAGCACUGAGGGCCGGCUAUUGCCAGCAGGAGCGUGCCACGGUGCCAUCGAAAUCCUAGACGUCAGUUACCGUUACCCGCAACGUCCAGAGCGAGUUGUACUGGAAAAUUUCUCUCUCUCCAUCAAACCAGGCCAAUUCGUUGCACUAGUGGGUCCAAGUGGAUGCGGCAAAUCAACCGUUCUGUCCCUCCUGGAGCGCUUCUUCGACCCGGAAACUGGACAGAUCCAGGUCGAUGGAUCUAGCAUCACGGGGUUAAAUAUCUCUCAGUACCGAAGCUGUAUUGCGAUGGUUGGGCAGGAGCCAGUUGUAUACUCUGGCACUAUCCGCGAAAACCUGGUGUUGGGAGUUGCCGAGGGAGUAACGGACGAAGCUAUCGCCCAGGCUUGUAAGGAUGCAAACAUUCACGAGUUCAUCUCAUCGCUUCCGGAUGGGUUUGCAACUGUGGUCGGUGCCCAGGGCAGUAUGUUAAGCGGAGGCCAAAAACAGCGAGUGGCUAUUGCGCGAGCACUCCUCCGCAACCCCAAAAUACUGCUGUUAGAUGAGGCGACAUCAGCGCUGGAUUCGCAGUCAGAACGGAUAGUGCAGGAGGCCCUAGAUAGAGCAGCCAAGGGCCGUACCACCAUCUCGGUUGCCCACAGGCUGAGUAAGAUCAAGCAAGCCGACCUAAUCUGCGUCAUGGACCAGGGUAAGCUUGUCGAAAAGGGGACACAUGAGCAGCUGAUGGCAAAGAGGAAGAUGUAUUACGAUCUCGUCCAGGCCCAGGAUCUUGACAGAGUUUCUUGA
This is a messenger RNA of Trichophyton rubrum CBS 118892, 3114 nucleotides long. RefSeq lists its product as uncharacterized. Gene Ontology annotation, cellular component: membrane. The coding region runs from base 1 to 3114 and encodes 1037 amino acids. The record is from RefSeq and is a predicted model, not a curated record. Gene Ontology annotation, molecular function: ATP hydrolysis activity; ATP binding; ABC-type transporter activity. Lineage: Eukaryota; Fungi; Ascomycota; Eurotiomycetes; Onygenales; Arthrodermataceae. Gene Ontology annotation, biological process: transmembrane transport. The transcript is spliced from 3 exons.